Messenger RNA from Neltuma alba, 1127 nucleotides. RefSeq names its product branched-chain-amino-acid aminotransferase 2, chloroplastic-like. The record is from RefSeq and is a predicted model, not a curated record. Lineage: Eukaryota; Viridiplantae; Streptophyta; Magnoliopsida; Fabales; Fabaceae. Gene Ontology annotation, biological process: branched-chain amino acid metabolic process. The transcript is spliced from 6 exons. Bases 32 to 889 code for a protein of 285 amino acids. Gene Ontology annotation, molecular function: branched-chain-amino-acid:2-oxoglutarate transaminase activity.
ACUUGGAUUCCGAUUCUUCCCAACCGAUUUCAUGUACGCCAUGAAAUGCUCGCUUGGUCACCAUUUCUCUCACGGUUCUCUCACGCCCCUCUCAAGCGUCUCCCUCAACCCCGCUGCUUCCGUUUUAAACUACGCUCAGGGAGUGUUCGAAGGAUUAAAGGCGCAGAGAAGUGACGAGGGAAGAAUAUUGCUGUUCAGACCAGAAGAGAACGCGAGGCGGAUGAAGAUGGGAGCAGAAAGAAUGUGCAUGCCUUGCCCUUCGGUUGAGCAAUUUGUUAAUGCCGUGAAGCACACUGUGAUUGCCAAUCGUCGUUGGGUUCCUCCGCCAGGAAAAGGGUCUCUGUAUAUAAGGCCAUUGCUCAUAGCUAGUGGCGUUGCUUUAGGACUCCGGCCACCUCCUGAGUUUACUUUCCUUACUUACGCUUCUCCUGUCAAUUCUUACCACAAGAGUCCACUUGACCUUAAAGUGGAGAACAAGCUGUUCCGAGCAAUAACUGGGCAUGGUGGAACUGGAGGGAUCAAGAGCAUCGCCAACUAUGCCCCUGUCUUCAGAGCAAUCAAUGAAGCUAAAAUACAGGGGUUCUCUGAUGUCUUGUUCUUGGACGCUGCAACUGCAAAUUAUAUAGAGGAAGUUUCUUCAAGUAAUGUGUUUGUUGUCAAGGUCAUGGAACGUGAUGUUGAAGUGGAGGAAACGCUGCAAGCUGAUGAAGUUUUCUGCACUGGAACUGCCAUGGGUGUCAAGUCUGUUGCAUCUGUGACCUAUAAUAACAGAAGAGUUGAAUACAAAACAGGAGCUGACAGUGUGUGUCAAAAACUGUAUGACACCCUGGUUGGUAUUCAAACAGGACUUGUUGAGACCACAAAGAACUGGAUUGUUCAAGUAGACUGAGCAAUGAGCGUUACCUUCAUUAUAUGGAUUUGAUUUUGGAGAUUUGCUUAUUGACCUUUGAUGAUUUGUACAUUAUAGGGAAUGAGGAAUAAAGAAAAAUAAUAGAGGAAAAUUAAUAUCCCAAAUAGUUUAUUUACUGUUUUAUUAUUAACUUGUCUCUUUCUUUAAUCAUUUGGUGCUGAGUGCUAUGAAUUCCCAACCUGCGACAAAUUUCAAGAGUUUGUUUCAGGAUUUUCAA